UUUUCUGAAACGAGAGGGAAGGCGAAAACGUAAAAGGAAGAAACGAAAAGAAAAAGAAAAGAAAAAGGAGCAGGAAGAAUUAGAACAUUUCUUCUUCAGAAAUAGUACACUCAUUUUCCGCAAAACACUCAUUUUUAAUCAACGGAUGAUGACUAUGGAUGUGCAAAUUUCAGAGGACAGUGGUGCUAGAAGAUUAGAAUCAUCUGCAAUAGGACAAGUUAGUACUUCUGAAGCUGACCGAACCCAAGAACCAUAUGAGGGUAUGAUAUUUGAAUCUGAAGAAGCUGCCAGAGCUUACUACGAUGAGUACGCUGGACGGGCAGGAUUUAUAACCCGUGUUCUGUCAUCUCGCAAGUCAGAGCGUGAUGGGUCAAUUAUAUCACGCGGACUUGGUUGUAGAGGGAUACCAGAUAAUCAAAGGUCAGGAAGCAUUGCAAAUCAAAAGCGAGAUAGACGGCGUGAUGGUUGUACGGCAAUGAUCCUAGUCAAAAGAGAGAAGCCCGGUACGUGGGUGGUCAGAAAAUUUGUUAGGGACCACAAUCAUCCCUUGGUUAUAUCACCUUCCAAGAGACGUCCAACUUUUGAUGAGAAAGAUAAAAAAAUUCAGGAAUUAACAGCAGAACUUCGGAUCAAGAAACGACUAAGUGCAGCAUACCGAGAACAGCUGCUUAGUCUCAUGAAAGACGUGGAUAGCCAUAGUGAACAUAUGUCUACAAAAGUUCAAGCUGUUCGUAGAAUUCUUAAAGAACUUGAAGCUAAAAAACAGGAGCUUUCAAAUCACAGUAGACACCAUAAGUAGGCUUCAUCCUGGGAAUAUUUCCUGCCGCUAGCAAACUUGCAAAGUGCUGCCUUUGUCUUUUUACAUGUGUAAAGAUCUGGACAUGCACACCCUUUCCAAAACCUCUACAGCAACCUGAAUCUUGAUUUGUGAUUUGUUCGUUGUCUUGCAUGUGUAGAAAACCUAGCAGUAGUGUUGCCACUUAGAAUUUAUACCCCUUUUGAAGGAGAUUAUGAUGGAACUGGUUAAAGCCAAAGUUGGUGUAACUGAAGUCAUGAGUUGAAAGCUGAUAUAAGCUUGUCCUUUUGGCUGGGCAGCGGCUUCAUUAAGUUCUAGCGAAGAGGAUGGGUGCAGCCACCAAGCAAUUCAAGAGAGAGAGAGAGAGGAAGAUUUGUCAAAUAAAUUUGCAUUACUUUUUCGCCUUUGAUUGAUGUGGGAGUUUCUGAAUUGAACUCCUGGUACAUGAUUUCUGUACUUAAGUCUUACAAUUUCUUGCGCACGAAUCAGGAGCCUGUUCAGAAGUUGUACUUCCAUAUGUAUUAUGUUAUAUGAUGAUUAGAGGGGUUGGUUCUUGAUGAUA
Molecule: messenger RNA, 1358 nt
Organism: Nicotiana tabacum (common tobacco)
Lineage: Eukaryota; Viridiplantae; Streptophyta; Magnoliopsida; Solanales; Solanaceae
Product: putative protein FAR1-RELATED SEQUENCE 10
Source: RefSeq, a predicted model, not a curated record